AUGAGUAUGAAGUGGGAAAAUGAAAGUCUCCUGAGCCGUCUUCAACGCCUACAAACGGAGGUCAAUCAGCUUUUGACAGAAGCUGCCGAUGUUUCUAAACAAACGAAGACUACAGAAGAACAGCAAGUUAACCCAGCUGAUCUUACGCGCUUGGCAGAAGUGUUGCACGAUCAGCUAAAGCAGAUUCAAUUGGAGGAUAUAAGUGAAGAAAUUAAUCUACCCGAUUCUCAGAAUCAAGCUUUUUACAGUAAAAUCAUUUCACAGUUGGAUAGCUUCAAGCCGGACAAGAAUGAAGAACGCAAGGCGAAGGAUUCAACUCAUUUGGUGUACGAGAUUUACGACAGACCGGACUUUUCGAAAAGAGCUGAAGUGGAAAGAGUUGCCGAAUUGGAUCGUCGACUGCAACGUCUUGAGGCCCUAAUUGGGCAACCGGAUCCAACCAAAUUGUCUGCAUUGACUGCAGAUACAGCACAACACAGUCUGCUCGAGGCGGCUUCCAAAUUGUCCGCACGUUCUGCUCUACUCCAACCGAGCUAUUUAGAUAUGAUUGAAACGCGUCUUUCCAGUUUGCAAACAAAGUUGCAGUCGAUCACAGAGAAGCGUGAAACUAUAGCCGAUGCGGAUACACAAAACAAAGUUGCCGAAUUGUACGAGUUAGUUAAAAAAUGGAACGACGUUGCCGAUAGUCUGCCCAUGAUUGUGGAACGACUAACCGACUUGAAAGAUCUGCAUGAAGAAGCAUCCGACUUUAGCAACAUGCUUAACGCGGUCGAGAGUGGACAGAAGAAUGUGGAGGAGAAUCUGAAAACAUACUCGAAGCUAUUGCAGGAGGUUCAACAAAGUUUGGAUGAGAAUAUGCAGACGGUCAAGCAAAACUUCGAAAGCCUUCAAGCGCGUCUGAAGUGA
Messenger RNA from Echinostoma caproni, 906 nucleotides. NCBI's taxonomy places the organism in Eukaryota, Metazoa, Platyhelminthes, Trematoda, Plagiorchiida, Echinostomatidae. The record is from the annotation of a GenBank genome assembly.